This is a messenger RNA of Hypoxylon fragiforme, 867 nucleotides long. RefSeq lists its product as uncharacterized. Lineage: Eukaryota; Fungi; Ascomycota; Sordariomycetes; Xylariales; Hypoxylaceae. The transcript is spliced from 4 exons. The record is from RefSeq and is a predicted model, not a curated record. Bases 1 to 867 code for a protein of 288 amino acids. Gene Ontology annotation, cellular component: membrane.
AUGCCAGGACCAAUGGAAGAUAGCUACCAAAACAGCAACCAUCAAAAACGCCAAGCAUGCAAGAACCUCAUUGUUGCCUGCAUUGCCGUGCUAGUCUUCAUUUUCGUCACUAUCCUUGGAGUCUUCACCGUCGCUGGCUCCGUAUCCCAAACUCCGCCCAUUAGCCACCUCUACCUAACCGAGCUCCAUGUAAACAAGACCUACGACAUCCAACUUCGGGUAGGGUACUUUGGUGGCUGUGUGUCCAUCUCCAACACCGCAACCCCCCCUUCCCAGGACAGUCGCAACUCCUCCUCCGAUUAUACCACAUCCUGCGUGAUGAACAUGCGGGGCUCCGACCCCGGCGAUCUCAACGAGUGGUUCUGCGACAAGCUCGACUUAUCCAACGACACCAAGCCCGCGCUUCAGGAUGCCCUGGACUCACUCCUACCCAUCGCCCAGCACCUACAAGCGGACGUGUUCAACGGGGAGCUGCCCGUCAUCUCCGUCGUCCUCUUCAUCAUCAGCAACGUGAUGCUAGCCGUUGGCUUGGCAGGCACCUCGAAGAAGCGCCGGUACAAGGCCGCCAUGCUGAUCACUAUACUCCUCAGCACCUGCACUCUAGCCCUGGCACUGGUGACCAGCAUCGGCUCGCGACAGGCUAGCAACGCGUUGUUCGGCGGGAACUUUUUCACGAGCGAGCAGGCACUUGGCGGUGACGUCUUCGUCGAGCGCGAGGCCUUGCAGUAUAUCAUACAGGAUGCCUACGUCACAGUCGCGGCCGCGUGGUACAUCAUCGUCGGGAUCAGGUUCGUGCGGCGGAACUUGGAUGGCGGGGAGGGACAGAGAAACCCGUUUGGCAGCAUGAAAGUCUUCAACUUCUACUAA